UUUUCACAGAUGAUCCGUGUAAUUGUGCAUUAAUGUUGAUUUGUCACAUUGUUGUCAAAUUGUUCAUGACAUUCAUGACAGCAUCGCAAUAGGGGGUGUGUGUAAAAUUGCCGUAUCAACAACUCAGCAGAGGAAAUUGUACCCUAGAAAUAGUUUUCAUCAAAAAAAUGGAAGCUCUGUACAGUCUACCGUUCUUUCUCUUUGAGGUGCCGAACUUGAAGCUAAAGCGACCCUCAUGGCUUCACCAACCGUCAGCAAUGACGGUAUUUUCAUUUGUACUGCUUUCUUACUUUCUGGUCACCGGAGGCAUUAUUUACGAUGUGAUCGUUGAACCACCGAGUGUAGGAUCGACAACGGAUGAACAUGGACAUUCGCGACCGGUAGCGUUUAUGCCGUACAGGGUGAACGGUCAGUACAUCAUGGAAGGACUUGCCAGUAGCUUCCUGUUUACGAUUGGAGGCCUUGGCUUCAUCAUUAUGGAUCAAACGCACACUCCAGGCAAGCCUAAAUUGAACAAAAUUCUACUCAUUGCCAUGGGCUUUAUCUUUAUCGUUGUGUCGUUUAUUACAACGUGGAUUUUCAUGCGAAUGAAGCUUCCAGGCUACCUUCAGCCUUAGAGCCUCAGUAUUGGCUCCAACUCAUAGGCGUUUAAGUAAACCGCUAUUCGAAACAAUACAAAUACAAUUUUAUUAUGACAUUGUGCGUUUACAUAUACUUAAAUUA
This is a messenger RNA of Anopheles funestus (African malaria mosquito), 723 nucleotides long. RefSeq names its product putative oligosaccharyltransferase complex subunit CG9662. Gene Ontology annotation, cellular component: oligosaccharyltransferase complex. Lineage: Eukaryota; Metazoa; Arthropoda; Insecta; Diptera; Culicidae. Bases 168 to 617 code for a protein of 149 amino acids. The transcript is spliced from 2 exons. The record is from RefSeq and is a predicted model, not a curated record.